Molecule: messenger RNA, 963 nt
Organism: Parathielavia appendiculata
Lineage: Eukaryota; Fungi; Ascomycota; Sordariomycetes; Sordariales; Chaetomiaceae
Exons: 2
Coding region: 1-963 (320 amino acids)
Source: RefSeq, a predicted model, not a curated record
AUGCCUUCCAUCAAGAAGACCCUCGGGGCGGCCGUCGCGGGGCUUGCGGCUCUUUCAACGGCACUACCAGCCGUUCCCAAGUUGAGCAGGGCUCAGAUGAAGAUGUACGAGCACGCAAAGCGUCAAAACGCUGCGGCUGCCGCCCUGGGUCUCACCGAUAUCGACAUCCUGCAAUUUGCCCUCACGCUUGAGUGGCUCGAAGCGACCUUUUACCAGCAAGGAUUCGCACAGUUCCCCGCAACCGACUUCCAAGCGCUCGGUCUUCAACAGCGACAGAUCGAGGACCUCCUGAAGAUCGGAAAGACAGAAGAGGAACACGUCAUCCUCCUCCAAGGCGCCAUCGCCCAAGCCGGCGUCCAGCCCGUCCAGCCCUGCACCUACAACUUCGGCUUCACCGACGCCGCCGGCAUGGUCGCAACCGCCGCCGUGCUCGAAAAUGUCGGCGUCUCGGCCUACCUCGGCGCGGCAGCCCUCGUCUCGGACGGCUCCAUCCUCACCACCGCCGGCUCCAUCCUGACCGUCGAGGCCCGCCACCAGACCUUUGUCCGCACCGCCAGCGCCGCCGUCGCCGUGCCGCAGGCCUUCGACACGCCCCUCUCGCCGAAACAAGUCUUUUCUCUCGCCGCCCCCUUCAUCUCGAGCUGCCCCGAGGGCAGCAACCUGGUGCUGACGGCUUUCCCGACGCUGGCCAUGGCCACGGGGCAGAGCGCCCAGGCCGUUGCCGCGGGCACCACGGUGCAGCUGCAGAGCGAGGCCGCCGCCGGCGCCACCCACUGCGCCUUCACAACCGGCGGCGUCCCCGGCGGCACGCUCUUCACCACCUUUGACCCGGCCGCCGGCUGCGUCGUACCCCAGGGCAUCGCCGGCAUCACCUAUGUCAACCUGGCGAGCGCCGGCCCGCUGAAUGGCGUGCUGACCGAUGAUAUCAUCGUGGCUGGGCCCAUGGUGAUGCAGGUCUCGUAA